This is a messenger RNA of Momordica charantia (bitter melon), 2544 nucleotides long. RefSeq names its product S-adenosyl-L-methionine-dependent methyltransferases superfamily protein. Gene Ontology annotation, molecular function: methyltransferase activity. The record is from RefSeq and is a predicted model, not a curated record. NCBI's taxonomy places the organism in Eukaryota, Viridiplantae, Streptophyta, Magnoliopsida, Cucurbitales, Cucurbitaceae. Gene Ontology annotation, cellular component: trans-Golgi network; cytoplasm; endosome.
CUGGGAUUCUCUCAGACAUGUCCUCGCGCCUUCCAUUUAUACAUAAUUUCUGCAUUUUACUUUCUUUUUUUAUUUUAAUUAAUAAUUAACCAGAGAGAGAGGCGGAGACGUGUACGUUGCGGAGCCCAGUACGGCCCCUCGCUUCCAUUUCAAUCUUACACCUCCGAACAGAUCGAAAAUCAUCCAACCAAUUCCUCUUUUGCUUCUGAAUCUGAAUCUGUGUUGCUGCUGCUGCGGAUUCUUUGUGCUCAAUUGGUGCCUCUUCUUGCCAUUGGCACAUUAUGGCACCCAAACCAAGUUCGGCUGAUGGGAGGACCAGGAGCUCUGUCCAAAUUUUUAUAGUUGUAGGUUUGUGUCUUUUCUUCUACUUACUAGGCGCGUGGCAGCGGAGUGGGUUUGGGAAGGGAGAUAGUAUAGCUAUGGAGAUUAAUAGGAGUGGAUCRGACUGCAAUAUAGUUUCGAAUUUGAAUUUCGAGACUCAUCAUGGAGGUGAGGCUGAGACUAAUAACGAGUCAGAAUCAGAAUCUAAAGUAUAUGAACCAUGUGAUGCUCAAUAUACCGAUUACACCCCUUGUCAAGAUCAGAGACGUGCAAUGACCUUUCCCAGGAAUAACAUGAUUUAUCGUGAGAGACAUUGUCCUACUGAGGAAGAAAAGUUGCAUUGCUUGAUACCAGCCCCCAAAGGAUAUGUAACUCCCUUCCCUUGGCCAAAAAGUCGCGACUAUGUUCCAUUUGCAAAUGCACCGUAUAAGAGUUUGACCGUUGAGAAGGCUGUGCAGAACUGGAUUCAGUAUGAGGGCAAUGUAUUUAGGUUCCCAGGUGGGGGAACUCAGUUUCCUCAAGGGGCAGAUAAGUAUAUUGAUCAACUUGCUGCUGUGAUUCCUAUUAGAAAUGGAACAGUUAGGACUGCUCUGGAUACUGGUUGCGGGGUUGCCAGUUGGGGUGCGUACCUUCUGAGUAGAAAUGUGCUAGCCAUGUCAUUUGCACCUAGGGACUCUCAUGAAGCGCAGGUUCAAUUUGCUCUUGAAAGGGGAGUGCCUGCAGUUAUUGGUGUUCUGGGUACCAUUAAGCUGCCUUAUCCGUCUAGAGCCUUUGACAUGGCUCACUGUUCUCGCUGCUUAAUCCCUUGGGGUGCAAAUGAYGGAACAUACCUAAUGGAAGUUGAUCGAGUUUUGAGACCUGGUGGUUAUUGGGUGCUUUCAGGUCCUCCAAUCAACUGGAGGACUAAUUAUCAAUCAUGGCAGCGUCCUAGAGAUGAACUUGAGGAGGAACAGAGAAAGAUUGAGGAUAUCGCCAAACUUCUUUGCUGGGAAAAGAAGUUUGAGAAGGGUGAAAUUGCAAUUUGGAAGAAGAGAGUAAAUACUGAUUCAUGCCGUGACAGACAGGAUGAUUCUCGAGAUGUCUUUUGUAAAUCUCCAGUAUCAGAUGAUGUCUGGUACGAAAAAAUGGAGACCUGUAUUACUCCAUAUCCUAAUGUUGAGAAUUCUGAUGAGGUUGCUGGUGGUGAACUGAAGACAUUUCCUGAAAGGCUUUAUGCUGUACCUCCUAGAAUUUCUAGUGGAUCUGUGCCUGGAAUUUCUGUCAAGGCCUAUCAGGAGGACAAUAACAAAUGGAAGAGGCAUGUUAAGGCUUAUAAGAAGAUCAACAAAUAUAUUGAUACUGGAAGAUAUCGUAAUAUAAUGGAUAUGAAUGCUGGUUUGGGAGGUUUUGCUGCAGCCCUUGAAUCUUCUAAGCUAUGGGUAAUGAAUGUGGUACCCACUAUAGCUGAAAAAAAUACUCUUGGUAUCAUCUAUGAACGAGGAUUAAUCGGCAUCUACCAUGACUGGUGUGAAGCUUUCUCCACCUAUCCUAGAACGUACGACCUCAUUCAUGCCCAUGGCCUUUUCAGUUUGUACAAGGACAAAUGCAACAUGGAGGAGAUUCUUAUGGAGAUGGACAGGAUUUUGAGACCUGAAGGAGCAGUCAUAUUCCGGGAUGAAGUCGAUGUACUCGUUAAGGUGAAGAAGAUGAUCGGAGGGAUGAGAUGGGAUGCAAAAAUGGUGGAUCACGAGGACGGUCCCCUUGUGCCUGAGAAGGUACUGAUUGCUGUGAAGCAGUAUUGGGUUGUAGGUGGAAAAAACUCCUCCACAUGACAUGACACUGAAUCUCUUCAAAACCUUGGCUGCUUUCAAGUUUCAAUACACAACACAACGCCUAGCUACUCCCACGAAUGCUGUGUUGUAGUAGUAGUCUUUUUGUUGCUACACACGACGGAGGGAAGUGGGGAAGGAAAUAGAGAGAACGCCCAGGUGCGCUCUGUUUCAAUUUUCCUCUUCUUUUUUGGGCCUUUUGUAGACAAAGACGAUCAAUGCCUUGCCUCCCAUUUUUAUGUCCUUAUUUUGUACUCUAAUUUAUUAUCCACACACCCUUUUCAAGAGGAGAAUCGUCAAAAUUCGGUUGGGUUGGGUUGGGUUGGUUACUUUCUCUUCUUCUCUGCCUUCUUCAUUGUAAUGUUAUUCUGUUACUAAUUUAUUCGAUGCCUCAUAUCUUUGGUAUUUUCUUUUC